CCGAACCGGAUGCUGGAUCUGGCUCGGCAGUUUCCUGACGGCGUCCUCACGAGCAACAACUGCGUCACCCGAGUCUCGCGCACGAGCGUCUAGACGCGUCGGACGUUGCAUCGCGACGCUAAGUGAUUAUUUCCUCGAAAUUGAAGUUUUCUCGGCCGACUCGAUCGAUUCCUAGAUUCAGCCUACCUAGAGCUUUCAACUCUCUCCACCCUGAAAAUACUCCAUACGUUCGAAGAUAAACUGGAACUUCCACCCAAUCAUUUUUCAUCAAGUAACCUACAGCAAAAUAUGGCAUUUUAGCAUCGUGAAUGUAAAAUGGAGUUAUGGAUGGCGAAAAUCGUAUCAUAUUGAACGUUGGCGGCAUUCGUUAUGAGACCUACAAAGCUACGUUGAAGAAGAUACCGGCCACCAGGUUAUCUAGAUUAACGGAGGCGCUGGCAAAUUACGAUCCAAUUCUGAACGAAUAUUUCUUCGACAGACACCCAGGGGUCUUCGCCCAGAUUUUGAAUUAUUAUAGGACAGGAAAAUUACAUUAUCCGACCAAUGUUUGUGGACCAUUGUUUGAAGAAGAGUUAGAAUUUUGGGGUUUGGAUUCGAAUCAAGUGGAACCUUGUUGUUGGAGUACUUACAGUGUUCAUAGAGACACACAGGCUACCUUGGCAAUUCUCGAUAAACUCGAUAUAGAUGCUGCCAAACCGAGUGAUGAGGAGAUCGCCCGUAUGUUCGGCUAUGAAGAGGCUUACCACGCAGGCACAAUGUCUUAUUGGCAGCGCCUCAAGCCCAAAAUCUGGGCCUUAUUCGACGAGCCUUAUUCGUCAAGCAACGCGAAGGUACCACCGACCAACGUGCAUCAUCGAAAUAUAGUAGCUGGAGCUUCAGUAUUUUUCAUAUGCGUUUCAGUACUCUCAUUUUGUGCCAAAACGCACGAAGGUCUCCGAAUUGAGUGCCAGCGAAAAAGAAAAACACAGGAUGAUGUACAUUGCACAGAACCUCAUCCCUUUUUCAACAUUAUAGAGCACAUUUGCAACGCCUGGUUCACAUUCGAACUAGCAAUUCGACUAAUCGUGGCACCAAAUAUAAUAGAAUUUAUCGAAUCCCCAGUCAAUUUGAUAGAUUUUGCAGCCACAAUGAUUUUCUACAUUGAUAUGGCAUACAAUUUCGAGACGAAAUCUGAACUACUAGACUUCAUCAGCAUCAUAAGAAUUCUAAGGUUGUUCAAACUAACGAGACAUUCCCCUGGACUGAAGAUACUCAUACAUACUUUUAAGGCUUCAGCGAAAGAGCUUGGACUUCUUGUGUUCUUCCUUGUACUUGGAAUUGUGGUGUUUGCUAGUCUGGUGUUUUAUGCCGAAAAAUUACAGCAUAACCCAACCAAUAACUUUAAGAGCAUACCAGAGGGCCUUUGGUGGGCUAUAGUUACAAUGACCACUGUUGGAUAUGGAGAUAUGGCUCCAAAAACUUAUGCAGGGAUGUUCGUUGGUGCUCUUUGUGCUCUUGCUGGAGUACUUACCAUCGCCUUACCUGUUCCAGUCAUAGUGUCGAAUUUCUCGAUGUUCUAUUCCCAUACUCAGGCGAGGUCCAAACUUCCGAAGCAGCGCAGGAGAGUUUUACCGGUAGAACAACCGAGGAGGAAAAAAGCGGAGAACAAUGUCAAUAGAAGGAUGAAUGCAAUAAAGCAUCCUCCUUUGGCCUUCAAAGAGAACACUGGGGCUAAUCGAAUGGGUUUUCAAGGUCCAUCAUUGCCGAGUAUUGCUGUUCUUCAUCACAAUGGACCGUAUAAUGCCCAUCCACAUCAGGAUACAGAAAAUGGAAUACUGGAGACCAUAAAUCCUCACCCCCUACAUCGACCAGCGGCUGUCCAAGAAGCUGUAGACACCCUUCCUCUCCAACCCAAGUAUCUCCCGUUAUACCAGAGGGAAUAUCGGUCAGAACCACGAGAACUCUCCCCAGUCACCCACUACCAAACGGCUAGCAUCCAAAGGAAGAGUCUGGACGUUUCCAAGUUCACCGAAGAUGGCAGCUUGGUACCUAGAAUGAGUCCAGACUGUAGAAUUCCCUCAAUACCUGCCAUGGCUAUUAGCAGCUCCACCGAAGUCCUGGUCAGCAUAAUAGAGAACCGCAGCAGGAAAAACUCCUAUAUUUCUGUCAAUUCCAAGAGCAGCAACAGACUGAAGUCCCCAGAUUGCGAAUUCAAAUCGCCAAGCACCGAGUUCACGAACUCGUCCAUUCGAUCAACUCCGGAAGAAAUCGAUGUUAAUUGUAUAUUCAACGGAAAAAAAGAAUCAAAGAAUUGUGAUACCAAAGUAGAUUGUGUAGAGAAUGAUCUUGAUAAUUCAGAGGUUUAACAUUUUUUCCUUCGAUGUAAUUUGUCCUACCUUUUUCUGUAAUUAAAUAUAUAUGUUUUAAGUGGU
Molecule: messenger RNA, 2411 nt
Organism: Harmonia axyridis
Lineage: Eukaryota; Metazoa; Arthropoda; Insecta; Coleoptera; Coccinellidae
Product: potassium voltage-gated channel protein Shaw-like
Exons: 11
Coding region: 324-2345 (673 amino acids)
Biological process (GO): protein homooligomerization; potassium ion transmembrane transport
Cellular component (GO): neuronal cell body membrane; voltage-gated potassium channel complex; axon
Molecular function (GO): protein binding; delayed rectifier potassium channel activity
Source: RefSeq, a predicted model, not a curated record